Molecule: messenger RNA, 1955 nt
Organism: Amorphotheca resinae ATCC 22711
Lineage: Eukaryota; Fungi; Ascomycota; Leotiomycetes; Helotiales; Amorphothecaceae
Exons: 1
Coding region: 44-1720 (558 amino acids)
Source: RefSeq, a predicted model, not a curated record
CAACAAUCAAGCACGAUGAAAAUCUACUAAUAAUUAUGGCAAAAUGAGAGGCCCAAGGGAUCUCGAUUCUUGGUGCCGACAUACCUUGAAAAUUUCGAAUUCACUGCCAUCCGCAAAAAGAUAUGUUUCUUCCCGCCAAUACGAACCGUACAUCCUUCCCCGCCUUGUGAUCGACCUCGAUGCCUACGACAGCAGAUACGUGCGCAAAGUGGAGGAUUUGGAGCCACAUAUACCCGACAAAAACUCAAGCAAACACGGCGUACUGGAACGCGAUUUUCAUAAGAAUAAAAAAUCUUGGAGGCGUAUCCAGAUAAUACCGGGGGAUAAUGAGGGCCCCUUCAAUACUCGAACGACCACAUCUCCUGAUAUUCUUCGCUAUGCUCUUCAAGGAGAUCCAUUUACACCUGGAUCAUUCCAAAAGCUUUCUGCUCUCCGUGGAGUAUUUGAAGAGAGGCAAAUACAUCCAUUGGACAGUUCAGAGACCAAGAUUCAACAGUUAGUAUCCGGCUUCACGGCAAACGAUGCGUCGGAUCUCUAUUCUGCGGGAUUUGGUCGAUUGGAUGAGGAAUCUAUCAAGCUUCAGAUACAGAGUUGUACCUCAUUCAACAAUCUUCGCCGAAUUAUUUCGAUGCUCUCUUCCACCAUCGAUGGUUGCAGGUUCCUGGUGACAAAUGGGGCGACAGUUGUGGAAGGGAUCAAAUCAUGUCGUAAAGCUCAGGGGCGCCCACAAAAGCUUGAAGAGUCAGACCCAAGACCCACCAUUCAGGACGUUAUAAAGCUCCUGAACAACCUUCGUCUUAAUACGGAGGCCAAAGGGUUAGAGAUUGGUCCAGAUAUCUGCAAUGCUGGGCUAUACUAUUCAGCCAAGGGAUUUCAGUUACAGUCGACAAAAACGUAUCUUGAGACCAUGGUGAAAAGACUCUAUGCCACCAAUUGGCAUACACACUGGGCUCUAACAUAUCUGACACUGAACAUGUCUCGGCCGAGAUCUUUUCAUACUGGGCGGAAUAAGCUCGCUUUCGAUAUCGACCGUAGGCAGGCAGUUUUGAACCUUGUUACAGGCUGGGAAUGUGACGGAAUACCCCGCCCCGGCGAACAAAGAAAACCAAGUUUUGCCUCUCUGCUAGCGCAGGAUUACAACGACAAUAUCAGCCUCAAUAUUUAUCCAGCUUAUGUCAUUGGAUUGGGCCAGAUGGGCGAAAGCAAAGCGUUGUGGAAUGAGUAUAAGUCGUUGGAUGAUACACUUCUUCCAAAGGCUCUAUCUGGCGAACAAAACUCAACAAGCAGAGCAUGCCUUUUUGCAAUGGGCUUCAUUCUUGCCAAUAAUCCCGAACACGCAGGUGUGGUCCUGAGGUCUGAUUUUAUUCAAGCCGGCCAAGGCAGAGAGACUCAUGUGAUGAGGCAUGUACUAUCAAAUUAUUAUCGCUCCCAUGGUCUUCAGGUUGGAGCCAAUCUUGAGCUUGAAAUUAAAAGCUUCCUUGGCCGCGAUUGGCAACACGCUUUGGACCUCAUCAAAAGAUUAGCUCUGUAUAAACGCAAGAAUGCGACUCUAUCGAAGCUUGCGUUGAGAACCGUCGACUGGGUCAAACACACUGAUGGAACAGGACGUGCUGUGAUGAAGAAAGAGCUUCCAAUUGUCCGCAGAGUAUGGGAUGAUGGGUCACUACAUCCUUUUUCGGAGUCUUCGAUUCUGGAGGAACGAAUUUUCGUUUCCUUCUAAUUCGUGUAUCGGUUUUGUCAUGGAGGAGGAUAUACCAAAGCGGCUUUCUUUUCUCUGAAAGGCUUAACAAAAGCCUCCCACCUGCAAGUGGAUUGAGCGGAAUAGAUAAGCUAUAGCAAAUCUCUUGUGGUUCUAUCAAUUCACAUGAGUCAUGGCCGCAUCUCAUUGUUUAAUAUUAACAACAGUACGUUCGGACUUAGACCACCAGCGAGAAUUGCAACUCAAAAAAGCUUCC